This is a messenger RNA of Tupaia belangeri chinensis (Chinese tree shrew), 1826 nucleotides long. It is a transcript of the gene PKD2L2, whose product is annotated as polycystin 2 like 2, transient receptor potential cation channel. Gene Ontology annotation, cellular component: membrane. NCBI's taxonomy places the organism in Eukaryota, Metazoa, Chordata, Mammalia, Scandentia, Tupaiidae. The record is from RefSeq and is a predicted model, not a curated record. The transcript has 13 exons. Gene Ontology annotation, biological process: detection of mechanical stimulus. Bases 42 to 1820 code for a protein of 592 amino acids. Gene Ontology annotation, molecular function: calcium channel activity; calcium ion binding.
ACCCGCGGUGGCUAAACCGGCGGUGUAGUCCCACGUCCGCCAUGGCUGAGGCAUCCCGGUGGCACCAAGGCGUGACUUUUGGGAUGGUAAACCCACAUAUGUACUACUUAAACAAGGUUAUGUCAUCUCUAUUUUUGGACACCUCUGUGCCUGGUGAUGAAAGAACCAACUUUAAGUCUAUUCGCACCACAGCUGAUUUUUGGAAGUUUAUGGAAGGACCUCUUUUGGAAGGUCUGUACUGGGACUCAUGGUACAAUCACCAACAGCUGUAUAAUCUAAAGAAUAGCAGCCGCAUCUACUAUGAGAACAUACUUCUAGGAGUCCCCAGGGUUCGUCAACUAAAAGUCCGCAACAAUACCUGCAGGGUCUAUCCAUUAUUCCAGUCUUUGAUGAGUGAGUGUUAUGGCAAAUAUACUUCUAAAAAUGAAGACCUGUCUGAGUUUGGCCUUAAACGUGAUACUGAAUGGAAAUACUCUACUUCUAAGAUCAACUCCCCUUGGCACUGGGGAUUUGUUGGUGUUUACCGAAAUGGAGGGUAUAUUUUCACAUUAUCAAAAUCAAAAUCUGAAACCAAAAACAAGUUCAUUGACCUUCGACUAAAUAGCUGGAUCACAAGAGGGACCAGAGUUAUUUUUAUUGACUUUUCCUUAUACAAUGCUAAUGUAAAUCUGUUUUGCAUUAUCAGAUUGGUGGCAGAAUUCCCUGCAACUGGGGGAAUACUUACUUCAUGGCAGUUUUACUCUGUGAAGCUCCUCAGAUAUGUGGGCUACUAUGAUUACUUUAUUGCUUCCUGUGAAAUCACAUUUUGUAUUUUCCUUAUUGUCUUCACAACACAAGAAGUCAAAAAAAUAAAAGAAUUUAAGUUCACCUAUUUCAAAAGUAUUUGGAACUGGCUAGAAUUACUACUUUUGCUGUUGUGUUUUGUGGCUGGUUCUUUCAAUAUAUACUGUAAUAUACAAAUUUUUCGCUUACUUGGAGAGCUGUUGAAAAGUACUGAAAAAUAUUCAGAUUUCUAUUUUCUUGCAUACUGGCAUGUUUAUUACAAUAAUAUAAUUGCUAUUACUAUCUUCUUUGCAUGGAUAAAGAUAUUCAAAUUCAUAAGCUUUAAUAAGACAAUGUCUCAGCUGUCAUCAACAUUAUCCCGCUGUAUCAAAGACAUAGUAGGAUUUGCCAUCAUGUUUUUUAUAAUAUUCUUUGCUUAUGCCCAGUUAGGAUUUCUUGUUUUUGGAUCACAGGUGGAUGACUUUUCCACUUUUCAAAAUUCUAUAUUUGCACAAUUCCGAAUUGUUCUUGGAGAUUUUAAUUUUGCUGGUAUUCAGCAAGCCAAUCGCAUCCUGGGACCCAUUUACUUCAUCACUUUCAUCUUUUUUGUAUUCUUUGUCCUACUGAACAUGUUCUUGGCAAUAAUUAAUGAUACCUAUUCUGAAGUGAAAGCUGAUUAUACAGUACACAGAAAGCCAGAUUUUGAACUUGGUAAAAUGAUUAAAAAGAGUUACAAUAAUGCUCUUGAAAAACUCAACCUGAAGAAAGCUCAAAAAAGCGAAGAUGAGAAAACCAAAAGCAGAAGAGAUUUGGUUGAAGAAGCAAGAAGAGAAGGCUUCGACGAAAAUGAGAUUCGAAGUGCAGAGCAGAUGAAAAAAUGGAAAGAGAGGCUUGAGAAAAAGUAUUAUUCUACAGAAAUUCAAGAUGACUACCAGCCUGUCACUCAACAAGAAUUUCGAGAACUCUUUUUAUAUGCUGUGGAACUGGAGAAGGAAUUACACUACAUCAGUUUAAAGCUAAAUCGAGUGAUGAGAAAGUUUUCAGCUCUACAAUACUGAGACAUA